This is a messenger RNA of Penicillium cinerascens, 2481 nucleotides long. RefSeq lists its product as uncharacterized. NCBI's taxonomy places the organism in Eukaryota, Fungi, Ascomycota, Eurotiomycetes, Eurotiales, Aspergillaceae. The transcript has a single exon. The record is from RefSeq and is a predicted model, not a curated record. Bases 1 to 2481 code for a protein of 826 amino acids.
AUGUCAACGCCCCACAAGAACGACUUUUCGCUGGCGCGUCAAAAGCAUCACCUUCACCAAUCUCCAUUUGGCCACGCUCGCGAGUCUAACUACGACCUUGAUCUAGACGCCUUCCCGUCAUCCAAACAGAAUGGCACGCGUUCUCGACACGCCUUUCGCACCGGCACUCUAGCUGGCGCAUAUCGAGCUGCAUCGCACGCAAGCAUGUCCGAUGACGGCGCGCCACUUGGUUCGACCCCCAGUCCUCGACGUACCCGCGAGCCGUUUGUUGCGCGCUCCCCGUUAUCUGAGACCUCGAACCCGCCCGAGGAACUGGCGGAUGUCUACCGAAGAAUCGAGGAGGAUGGAACGAUAGCUGAUUACGUUGCGUAUGACGAUUGGGAUGCUGCCCUCGCAGCCCGUUCGACAAAUCGCCUCAACCGAUCGUCCUCGAAGCCGAGAGAUCGAAGCCAGGGUCACGAUGCAGUGUCUCGUGAUGGAUACACAUUCUCAGAUGCGGGUCUAGUUGAUGGCUCUGGAGAUUACCCACCACGUUCUGCGAGGAGGACCACCGAUUACACCAGGGACGAGCAGCGCCUACGACGUGUGACGGGCAAGGAUUCUCCAAUCUUCAGCAAAGCCAAGAGUGGAGCUCGCGCAGCUCUAACAGCGGAUAAUCUGCAGCGACGUGACGAACAGGUCAAGGGACAGGUGGAGCAAGAGCGUUUUGUGUCUGAGGAUGAUGGCGAGCGCGGUCCAUCUCUGAACCUUCCACGUACCUGGGGAAGUCGCGCCGCGCGACGACAGGACUGGACCAGAAACGUCAGCGGCAGCAGUGCUUCAGAGACACAAGAAAAAGAGAACCGUGCUCAUGCUCCAUGGUCGAGAUCGAAAGUAGAGGAGCCUGCUGUAUCCAAACUUACACCCGCUGAUGCUCCUGCGUCAAGUUCUCUUGGCCGGCCCGCCUUGAGGAAUCGAAAUGCUCUUGGGGAGCGCAACGUCAAUCCCCAUGUUGAGGAAGCACAAGAAGGUAAAAGUGAACGGACGUCCGGCUUAGACCAGACUGCAGCACCGGGCGACGGCGCCCCGAUUCCCAAUACACCCAUAGUGGUUUUCAAAAACUCCACAUUCACCAAACCGACCACCACAAAGCGAGAUUCACAAGAAUUGUUAAGGAGGCUCUCGAGGACUGAAAGUCCAAGGUUGGACUCGAUACAGACGCCGGAACCGCCGAAGUUGUUUGAAAGAAAGAUCUACGACAAGACGCCUAGAGUUACUGGUGCAUGGAUCGAUACUCCUAUGACUGAACAGGUGACUGAACGGGUGACUGAACUACCGAGCGAUCUGACCAAGGACAUUGUUCCUCCGCCGGCACCUCCAAAGGAGACCGAAGCCUCGACCCAGCAGACGAAGCCGCCUGUGAAACCAUCUGUGGAUAUCCAACCCAAACCUCAAGAACCAAGUCCAGAGCAAAACACAAAGCCGGAGUCUGUUCCCGACGCUCAGUCCGGUAAACUAUCAAGGCCGCCCGUGUUUCGGCCCAAACUGCCCAAGAGUGGCCUUGAAACAGUCAUGGAAGACGUCAAAUCCGGCAGAGAAAAUAUGGAUCUGGGAGAUGAUACCAUUGAAUAUCUAAACGCUAUAAUGGACGAUCAGACUGAACUAAAGGAAGAGGAGGAAGAAGCAGCAUACGAGCAAGAGUUAUUGGAAAGACUUCAGGAAGCCGAUAAGAACGUCUCGAAUUCAGUGGACCUGGACAGACUGCACGACAAGCUGUCAUCUUUGGCAAGAAACAUCACAGAGGUGAAGAAAGGACUCAACAGCCUGGAAAAGCAUGUUGUUCACGAGGCGGAUCUUGUCUCCCGGCCAAAUUCUCCGAAAGAUGGUCCGAAGGCACUUCACCAGGGCGGCAACUACUUUAUACCCUCUGAUGGUCGUCUUUACGCCGCCAUUCCGCUUCCCCGUUUGUGGAAGCGAAACCCCGUAUCCAGACAAAUCCAACUCACCAUGCUCGGUUGGUUCACCUUCGUGACACUGAGCUGGUAUGUCAUUGAAUGCUCCUUGUGCGAGGCAUACUCCCACCCCAUUUUCUCAGACACGUGCGACGGCUACUGCCUCCAGCCCGAUGCACCCACGUUUCCAUACGUGACCGUGACAAUGCUCUGGCGAUGGUCCCACUUGUCAACCUUGUUGGCACCCCUCAUCACCAUAGGCGUGGCUGUCUUUCGCCUUGUUGCGCAGCUGCUUGGUCUAUGGGAUGGGUAUGUGGACGAGCCUUCUCAGCUAAGCCUCGGCAAACUCAUGGGAGAGAUUCGCAUCAACGGCACUUCGGUCUCGUUCCCCUGGCUGUCGCCUCCCCAAGCGAAUAUCAUCGCACCUGCACCUGUAACCCCAUCACUCCCACCUCGGGAGCCGCAAGCGCCCGUGUGGACAUCAUGUAAUGAGGCUCCCGCCAGGUUUGAAGAGGAUCAGCCGUCGAUGGAUGAUGAUGAAUAUCUUUAG